UCUUGUCACUGGAAAUGUGACACAAAAGCCAAUUUGCUUAGUUUACAAAUUCUGCCGUUGACGUGGGAUAAAGCGCGCCAUUUAUUUUUAAACCAUCGGCGUCAGAUCGAUCGCCGUGCUGGUACCUACUGACAUUCAUAAAACAGAAACGCGGCCAGCUAGAGACAGGAACGCUGCAAACGUCGGUAUUUUAUUUACGUGGAGAGCACAGCGAUACUCGUUCCGCUUCUAUUUUCGCACUAUAUCGUUUAUUAUGAGGGCCGACGGCGACGGCGGCAUGGGCGCACUGAGGGCGAGCGCCGAGCGCCGGGCGCGAGUCGAGCGCAGGCCACUCCACUGCCUGAUAUUAUAUUCUGGAGCACGCCGCCUCACCUCGCUUCGCGCCAGAUAUUUCGAGUGCUGCUUCCACCACCUAUGAAUUUACCUAGUCUCAGUCACAGCACACGCCCGGUGCAGCCGGCCGCAUCGCUCAAUUAAUAUAAACGAUAUUGUUUGCUUUGAGACUGCUCGUAUUUGGAAAUAUUGCAGUUUAGCGUACACAGUUACGUUUGGGAAAGUUAUGGUUUUAAUGGCCCGACAGCAAAUGAAAUAGUGAAAAGUUAACGUUAAAAUAAAGUUCAUUAGCUGUGUGCUUCAUGUGUUUAAUUAAGUGCGUAAAACACAGCUAUCAUACAAUUUGCAUACUCGAUGCCAGGCGUUAACCACAGCGGUCGACGAGACUACGAUUCAUAGAAGAUUCUAAGAAAGAAGACCGAGGAACAAAAACAUGAGUGUAGAGGAUACUGGCACGAAUGUCAUUCACGGGUGGGGUUGCACUCCUACUGGUGACCAUCCACCAGCAACUGCCACUUCUGAGAACAACUCCUCAAAAGGCUGCCUUCCCUCAACUUUCACGAAGGGCUGGAGAAGAACCACCUUGUACAGCAUACUGAUCUUCUUAAUGCUACUCAUAUUCCUUAAUAUUGGUCUUACGUUGUGGAUUAUUGGCGCUUUAAAACUGACUAUGAAUGGUGUUGGUCCCAUAAGAAUAGUGAGAGGUGGCAUCCAUGUGGACGGUCAGACUUGGGUGCUGGAUAACCUGGUGGCUUCCACCAUCACCUCACAAACGGCGCAACCCAUCUCCAUCCAUUCACAUCGCAACUUCACCGUGCUGGUUGCUGAGCCGGACCAACCGAAUUAUUCGAAGCUGUUUAUCAAGCGUGAUAACCUUGAGUUCAGCGGUCGUGCAUUGCACGUGAAUGAUGCACGAGGCAGCCCCGUGUUCUCUGCGUCGCGGGACGAAGUGCGGAUAUUCUCUGAUUCACUGGCUGUUGAUGGACCUGGCGGGGUCAAUGUCAAGACUGCUAUCCAAGUACCUGUAGUACGAGCACCACCGGCCUUCGACUUGCAUCUGGAAUCCCUGACAAGACGUUUGGACUUAAGGGCACCAGAAAACAUAUUCAUUGAUAGCAGAGCUGGAAAUAUACAAAUAACUUCACAUGGGAACAUCAAAUUAGAUUCCGUCGUCGGUAACAUAAAACUCAAUGCUCAAAAUAUAGUGAUCAAUAAUUUAAAAGAAGCUGUUAGGACUGACAAGCCUAAUAAAAAUAUAAGGGGCAUGAAAGUAUACCAGUUGUGUGCGUGUGCAACGGGGAAACUAUUCCUGGCGGCCCCGGACGCGCCAUGCGUCGCGCGCGAUGACGACACCGAGCUCUGCCGAUGAUGCCCGAAGAUAGCCGAGUGUAUAGUGAUAGUGAUGCACCUCAUAGCCAAACAGACCAUAGUGCCAAACUAGCCUAAGUGAUAAGUAAGUAGGUGAAAUUAUAAAAAAAUAUUCCAUAAAUAUUUUACUAACAAAUGUUAGUUAAAUUAAAUCUACACAGUAUUGUUAAAUGUUAUAUAUUUUAAAAUGAAAUUGGUAAAUAGAAAAGAUUUUUACAUUUUGCACAUUGGAAUUUAUAAAAUCGUAAAUUGAAAAAACUUAAAGCAUUUAUGUGAUGUAUUUAAAUAUAAGUAGGUAGUAUAACGUACCAUGCCUAGUAUUAAUAGCACUUUUAGUCAAUUACGUAAUUGAUAAAAUGAAUGCAUUUUACCAGCUCUUAUGAUUAGCGCCUUAUGCCUUGUAAUAGAAGUACUGAAGAGUCAUACAAGUAAGAUAUAAGUAACAAACAUUACGUAAACAAUUGUAGUACAACAAUAGAGGGUAAUGGGUUCAUUUACGUUAUGCAUUGUGAACAAAACUGGGAUGUAGUUGCUUUUAGCGACUAAAACAAAAGUCGACACAUCUCACUCACUGUCCCGAGUCUCUUGUAUUUAUGUUUGCUUAUAUUAUAAAGGUUAAUUUACUUUCCUUUGUCAA
Molecule: messenger RNA, 2338 nt
Organism: Spodoptera frugiperda (fall armyworm)
Lineage: Eukaryota; Metazoa; Arthropoda; Insecta; Lepidoptera; Noctuidae
Product: delta-sarcoglycan
Exons: 6
Coding region: 767-1702 (311 amino acids)
Biological process (GO): heart contraction; cardiac muscle tissue development
Cellular component (GO): sarcoglycan complex; sarcolemma
Source: RefSeq, a predicted model, not a curated record